UUCGCCGACCAAAAACAUUCGCUUCCAGCAGCAGGAGCGGCAGGAGUGACAGCGAAGCUGCAGCGCGGACCUAACAGGGAGAAGUUAAACUCUCGUCUAAACUCGCUGCUUAGCAGUAAAGUAACAGCAAAGGGCGCGAUUUAAACCCCGCUGGUAGACAUUUGUCUGUCGCUGCCCUUGCUGGAGGCUGUCGUUGGAUCCAUGUUACAAAUCGGUUGGUUUUUUAGAUCAUCUGGAGCCCGAGUUGGUGUCAGGUUAGCCUGAGCCGUCCAAUGACAUUCGCCCAGGAACAACAACAUAUGUGAGCGCUCCUCCUGAGGGGGAUUAUUUCCCACCUGCAGAUGCCUCGCCUGGAGAAGGCGAAGGGGAGAGGGACAAGCAGGCCAAAACUAGACUGGAGGUUUGUCCAGAGGUUCUGCAGCAUCCAGAGGGUUCUGUUCCCGUCAUGGACCAGCCAAAGCGUGCUGAUGUUCGCGACGCUGCUUGGUGUCACUCUGACAGAGCAGCUGAUCAUUUACCAGGUGGGCGUCCUCCCCAGCCACUUCUACAAGGUGCUGGCAGAGAAAGACUACUCCGGCUUCAGGAGUCUGGUGGGAACAGCCGUGGUGCUCAUUUUGAUCAACUCCACCCUUAAAAGUCUGGACCAGUACAUUUGCAAUCAGAUGUACGUCAGCUGGAGGACGACGCUGACCGAGAGCCUUCAUUCGGCCUACUUCCAGGGCAGAGUCUAUUACAUCCUGAAUGUGCUCAGAGAGGAUAUAGAUAACCCAGACCAGCGGAUCAGUCAGGAUGUGGAGAGGUUCUGCAAGCAGAUGAGCACCAUGGCCAGCCGCUUGAUCGUCUCGCCGUUCACGAUCUCUUACUACACCUACCAGUGCUUUCACAGCACCGGCUGGAUCGGUCCUGUUAGUAUCUUUGGAUACUUUGUCGUUGGAACUAUAGCCAAUAAAAUGCUAAUGGGGCCCAUUGUGUCGACGCUGUUUGAGCAAGAGAAGCUGGAGGGGGACUUCAGAUUUAAGCACAUGCAAAUCCGUGUCAAUGCAGAAUCGGCCGCUUUUUACAGAGCCGGUAAAGUGGAGCACAUGAGAACUGACCGACGGCUGCAGGCCCUGCUGCAGACCCAGAAGAGCCUCAUCAACAAGGAGCUCUGGCUUUAUAUUGGAGUGAACACCUUUGAUUACCUGGGAGGGUUCCUCAGCUACAUUAUAAUCGCCAUUCCCAUCUUCACUGGCAUCUAUGACGGUCUCACUCCGGGUGAACUCAGCGCACUCAUCAGUAAGAAUGCCUUCGUGUGCAUCUACUUGAUAAACGGCUUCACGCAGCUAAUAGACCUGUCAACGACUCUGUCAGAUGUGGCCGGGUACACACACAGGAUCGGGGAGCUGAGGGAGGUGAUGGACGACAUCCUCCGCAAGCAGUGCGAUUACGACCCCGCAUCCGGGGAAAGCUACGACUUUGACAGUGACUUCAAUGUCCACGCGGGCCCUGCGGACACGGCCUUCAUCCUGGACCACCUUUCAUACAAAUCCCCGUACUCGGAUCAGCUCCUGGUCGAGGAUCUGAGUCUGAGAAUCAGCCAGGGUACUAAUCUGCUGGUGGUGGGGAACACAGGCACAGGGAAGACGUCGCUACUAAGGGUUCUCAACCGUCUCUGGGAAGCACACAGCGGUUUUGUCCAGAUGACCACAUGUUUUGGGCCCAGAGGGACCCUCUUCCUACCGCAGAAACCCUACAUGACCGAUGGCACUCUGCGGGAGCAGGUGAUUUACCCUCUGAAGGAUAUUUACCCUGAAUCAGGGUCAGUGGAUGAUGACAGAAUUAUACAGUUCCUGGAACUAGCAGGAGUGUCCAGCCUCCUGAAACGAACCGGUGGUCUGGAUGAGAGGGUGGACUGGAGCUGGUACGAUGUUCUUUCUCCGGGUGAAAUGCAGCGCCUCUCCUUUGCACGACUUUUCUACCUUCAGCCAAAAUAUGCAGUUUUAGACGAAGCCACCAGUGCUUUAACAGAGGAAGCGGAGGCUCAACUGUACCGAACCUGUAAGCAGCUGGGCAUGACUUUGAUCAGUCUGGGACACCGUAGCAGCCUUGAGAAGUACCACGACAUGCAGCUGAAGCUGUGCGGAGAAGGCCGAUGGGAGUUAACCAAGUUAAAAGGCACCAGCGGGACCCUCAGCCUCAGACAAGAAGCCAUGUGACCUCUCUGACAUGCAGGAAACGUCGGUGCACGAUGCCACAGAACCAAAGGUUCCUCAAUAAAUAACCUUUUAAUCAUCCAAAUCCUCUUAGGCACGUGUCGGGUCAAUUUGGUGGUCUAGAACGGCAGCGAUCACGCAGUUUGAUUACGUUCUUUAUAUCCUGAGGCAAUGAACAGUUUUUUUUUAACAAACAAGGAAUGCAAUAUUUUACCAAACAGAAUAAUAACUUGAAGGCUUGAGGCCCAGAGACUGGAGGCAAUAACGGUUUAUUUUUUUUUUGUCUUGAUGAUCACAAAGAAAAACACUUCUGUGCAUUAUUGUGCAACGACCUUUUAGCAACUGUGUUAUUCAGAAGCACAUCUGUGGAUUUUACAGUUUUAAAAACAUGAUAUGUGGAUUGUUAAAAAAAAAAA
Messenger RNA from Fundulus heteroclitus (mummichog), 2608 nucleotides. It is a transcript of the gene abcd4, whose product is annotated as ATP-binding cassette, sub-family D (ALD), member 4. The record is from RefSeq and is a predicted model, not a curated record. Gene Ontology annotation, molecular function: ATP hydrolysis activity; long-chain fatty acid transmembrane transporter activity; ATP binding. Gene Ontology annotation, biological process: fatty acid beta-oxidation; very long-chain fatty acid catabolic process; long-chain fatty acid import into peroxisome. Gene Ontology annotation, cellular component: peroxisomal membrane. The transcript has 19 exons. The coding region runs from base 342 to 2195 and encodes 617 amino acids. Lineage: Eukaryota; Metazoa; Chordata; Actinopteri; Cyprinodontiformes; Fundulidae.